Molecule: messenger RNA, 2043 nt
Organism: Gigantopelta aegis
Lineage: Eukaryota; Metazoa; Mollusca; Gastropoda; Neomphalida; Peltospiridae
Product: protein mono-ADP-ribosyltransferase PARP14-like
Exons: 13
Coding region: 1-2043 (680 amino acids)
Biological process (GO): negative regulation of gene expression
Cellular component (GO): nucleus; cytoplasm
Molecular function (GO): transcription corepressor activity
Source: RefSeq, a predicted model, not a curated record
AUGGCGAUGGAUAUGAUAAUGGCGUUUGCGAUGAUGGUGAUGAUGAUGGUGGUGGUGUUGAUGGUGGUAAUGAUCAUGAUAACGAUGGCGAUGGAUAUGACAAUGACGUUUGCGAUGAUGGUGGUGAACACAAAUAUUGUCUAUUUUUAUGUGCACAAUGUGCACGAAUAUUGCCACGCGGAUACACCAAGUAUCCCUGUUUUUCUGUGCAUGUGGGACAGCAGAGCUCGAGAGAAGCAUUGGGUGGAGAGGAAUUGGCCUCCAAGAUCUGACCUCAAACCUGGUGAUCCCAACUUUCUGCAUGAGCCACUUGUUGACAGAAAGAAAAUUAUAUUCCCACCUCUGCACAUAAAACCUGGUCUCAUGAAGCAAUUUGUUAAAGCAUUGCCAACUCAAUGCAACUGUUUCAAGUACCUCAUUUUGGCAUUUCCUGGCCUGACAGUUGAAAAAAAUCAAGACCUUGUCAAGAACUUUCUUGGAAAUACACCAACAAAGAACUACACCAAAAUUGUCCAGAAACUAUUAGAGAGCUACAAAACGCUUGGUUGUAACAUGAUCAUCAAGUUGAAUUUUCUGCAUAGCCAUCUUGCUAACUUCCUCGAAAACCUUGGUGAUGGACAAGGUGAACGAUUCCACCAAGAUUUGAAGGUCAUGAAGGAACGAACUGAUUCCAGGAAACAAAGAAGAAACCUCAAGAUGGAGGUUGUUCUUUCAAGAGACAAGAUCACCGAGCAACAGGUCGAUGCUAUUGUAAACUGUAUUCUGUCAGAUAUACAGUUGUCCGAUUGUGAUGGAUCUUCUACAAGGAUUGAUAUCAAAGUUGAACGUCAUCGAAACAUGGAGAUAUAUAGCACACCUCUGCACAUGUGGUCAUAUGAAGGAGAGAAAAUACUGAAGACAUUGGUGAUGUCCUGUUUUAAAAAGGCAGAGGGAGCCCGGCAUACCUCCAUUGCUUUUGCCACACAUACUAUGGCGAUACUCCAGUAUCCUCCUGAUGUGGUGGCCAGAGUGUUCUUUGCAGCAAUCAUCAAAUUUGCAGAAAUAAUGCCAAAUUAUCUUCAGAAAGUUGUUCUCGUUGUUCCUCCUUCUGCAAAAGCUUUCAUUAAGGCAUUUGAUAAAGAACGCUUGAAGCAUGUAUUCGAAUCAAACAUACAGCUCAAUUCAGUACUGGACCAAACUCCUCUUCAUUUUCCUCGAAAGCGGACAUAUCGUCGGAUACGAAGAUCUGGUGUGUCCUAUAUCGUUGGCGAUCUCGUCAAGCAGAAGGUUGAUGUCAUCGUGAAUUCCACCGGAAAUAGAUUAAAUCUCAGCUUCGGACCAAUAAGCGAGAUAAUACUAGAAGCUGCUGGACCAUGUAUUCAGGAGGAAUGCCAAAGGAAUUACCCGACUGGGAUUGGAAGCUGGGGCGUGGCUGUCACAAGUGGUGGCAGCAUAAAUUGCAAGCAGAUUUAUCACAUAAGCCUCGUUCGUUCCGAGUGGUCAUCCGUUGAACAGAAAUACAAAGACAUCAUCAACUGUUUGUUGGAAAAAGCUGACUCUGCAGGCCACACGUCAAUGGCAUUUCCAGUUCUGGGAACUGGUCUGAUCCAGUACCCAAGUGAUCAAGUGGCAAAAAGCCUCUUUGAAACAGCCGUGGCAUUUCAUGGAAAUCAUCUGAAAAACAUCCUUUUCGUUGUGCAUCCAAAAGAUUUUGCUAACCGAAAGGCAUUUGAAAAGGAAGAACUAAAUCACAUUCAGCUGGAGGAACACGUUCUAGAUGAAGUUAUAAAGAGAGGUGCAGCGUGCAGCAUUAGCUUGGUGAAAGGCGACAUUGCCAACCAAAAUGUGGAUGUCAUUAUUAACUCAACAAGUCCAAAGCUCCACUCCAUGGGCGGAUCAUUAGCAAGAGCUGGUGGUGAUACCCUUCUACAGGAAUAUAAAACAAAGUAUCCAAAUGGAAUUAAAUCUGGCGAAAUUGCUGUGACUGGAGGGGGAGGUCUUAACUGCAGGAAUGUUUACCAUAUUACACUGGACCAGUGGUCCCCAGAUGAAAAAAACUGUUAA